Molecule: messenger RNA, 696 nt
Organism: Mercenaria mercenaria
Lineage: Eukaryota; Metazoa; Mollusca; Bivalvia; Venerida; Veneridae
Exons: 5
Coding region: 131-679 (182 amino acids)
Source: RefSeq, a predicted model, not a curated record
CACAUACACAAUAAAGGAAGAGGUAUUACAUUUCACUAUGAAAACAUUAAAGAUACAUGCACAAACCAAACAGGAUGUUUGUAUAAAAACAUUUAUUUUACGAAUAAAGUAAACCUGAAGGAUAAACAUUAUGACCGAUAAAUAUGCAACGGAUGUAUUGAUAACCCUGGUUGUUAUCGCAGUUGUGAUGUUCAUAGUCUUUUUAUUGACCGUAUUGGCCCAUAUUUUCAGAUGUCAAAAAGAAAAGGCGGAACGUGACUUAAAAUUCAAUUACGAAUUUGGUCCAGGAUUACAAACAACAGACUUCACACGCCCGGAGCAAACUAACAGAACACAGUUUCCUGAUAUGUUUCCAAAUACGUUCUCAUAUCUGGCUCCUGACGAAUCAGAUGAUAGUCCUGUAAAUGAUCAAGGUGACAAUGAACAUCUUUAUGAUACCAUUGAGGUGCCACAGCGCAUUUCCACCAUUUCCGGCAAAUCCGUAGACAUUGGUGACUUAAGUGGUAUUUCUGAAUUUGUUGUUAACCCUACCGUUGUUCCAGCUGGCAAAAGAGAAUCUUAUGGAGCAUAUUUGAAACGAAAUGCUGACAGCAUGCGAUCAAGUGCAGGAGUAGAUCUUGGUGGAGAUUAUUAUAAAGCAUGGAGAAUUGUAGGAAAUGAUCAGUCAUUCCAUCUGUGAUCUGAAGUUCUGGAUAA